This is a messenger RNA of Miscanthus lutarioriparius, 1554 nucleotides long. Lineage: Eukaryota; Viridiplantae; Streptophyta; Magnoliopsida; Poales; Poaceae. The record is from the annotation of a GenBank genome assembly.
AUGGCGGGCCGCCGUCUGGUGAUGCUGCUGCUGGCAGCCGCGUUCCUGGCCGCCGGCGCAGCAGGCAGCAAGCCCUCGGCGAAGUUCGAGCUCAUCCACCGGGAGCAGCCGUCCUGGGACGAGGUGGCGCGCAUGGACCAGGAGCGCACGGCGUUCAUCUGCUCGCACGCGCGUCGCCGCGCGACGGAGGCGGCGGCCAGGGGCGGCAAGCCCAGGGCGAAGGCGAAGGCCGCGCCGGCGGACGAGGCCUUCGCCAUGCCGCUCUCGUCGGGCGCCUACACGGGGACCGGCCAGUACUUCGUGCGCUUCCGCGUGGGCACGCCCGCGCGGCCCUUCCUGCUCGUGGCCGACACCGGCAGCGACCUUACCUGGGUCAAGUGCCAUCGUCACGACGCGCCCGCGCACGCGCCAGCCCCGGGUUACGGGUACGGCGCCCCAGCGUCGAACGACUCCUCCUCCUCCUCGCUCUCGGCGGCGGCGGCGGCGGCGGCGGCGUCCUCCCACGAGCGCGUGUUCCGGCCGGACAGGUCCCGGACGUGGGCGGCCAUCCCGUGCUCCUCCGACACCUGCACGGCGUCGCUGCCCUUCUCGCUCGCUGCCUGCCCCACCCCCGGCAGCCCCUGCGCCUACGACUACCGGUACAAGGACGGGUCGGCGGCGCGCGGCACGGUGGGCACUGACUCGGCGACCAUCGCGCUGUCGGGGCGCGCCGCCAGCAAGAAGCAGCAGCGGCAAGCCAAGCUGCGGGGCGUCGUGCUGGGCUGCACCACGUCCUACACCGGCGAGAGCUUCCUCGCCGCCGACGGGGUGCUCAGCCUCGGCUACAGCAACAUCUCCUUCGCGUCCCGCGCCGCGGCGCGCUUCGGCGGCCGCUUCUCCUACUGCCUCGUCGACCACCUAGCCCCGCGGAACGCCACCAGCUACCUCACCUUCGGGCCCAACCCAGCCGUGUCGUCCUCGCCACCCUCCAAGACGGACUGCGGCGGGGGCUCGCCGGCGGCGGCGGCGGCGGCGCCCGGGCCCAGCGGCGCGCGGCAGACGCCGCUGCUGCUCGAUCACCGGAUGCGCCCGUUCUACGCGGUCACCGUCAACGGCAUCUCCGUCGACGGGGAGCUCCUCAAGAUCCCGCGCCUCGUCUGGGACGUCGAGAAGGGCGGCGGCGCCAUCCUCGACUCCGGGACGAGCCUGACGGUGCUCGUGAGCCCGGCGUACCGCGCCGUGGUGGCGGCGCUGAGCAAGAAGCUGGCCGGGCUGCCCAGGGUGACCAUGGACCCGUUCGACUACUGCUACAACUGGACGUCGCCGUCCACGGGCGAGGAGCUCGCCGUGUUCGUGCCGGAGCUGACCGUGCACUUCGCGGGGUCGGCGCGGCUGCAGCCGCCGGCGAAGAGCUACGUCAUUGACGCGGCGCCCGGCGUCAAGUGCAUCGGCCUGCAGGAGGGCGACUGGCCCGGGGUAUCCGUCAUCGGCAACAUCCUGCAGCAGGAGCACCUCUGGGAGUUCGAUCUCAAGAACCGACGGCUAAGAUUCAAGCGGUCACGGUGCACGCAAUGA